Molecule: messenger RNA, 2979 nt
Organism: Vitrella brassicaformis
Lineage: Eukaryota; Vitrellaceae
Source: the annotation of a GenBank genome assembly
CGACAUCAUAUAUCCCCGUGUUGCCCGCGCCCUGCUCUCUCGUGUGCAAGCGGCCUCUCUGCCUGCCCGCGUGCCCCCCUGCAGGCCAUACGUCCAUCCGUGCAUCCAUCAGCAUGGCUUGGCUAGCCCAUCGGCGGGAGGAUCCGCCUGCAUGUGGGGCACUCCAUCUUGACGUCCAUCCACUGCUGCAGACACGUCGCAUGGAACAGAUGGUCACAAGGCGUCACCACACGACUCCUGAGCACAACACACCAACACACGAACACGGCAUUCACCUGACGCCCCUCCCUCAAGUGUAGACCACAUGUCAUGCAUCCAUCGCCCACCUCACCUGUCGUCAGCCUUGAUCUCCGACAUGCAAAUGACACACUCGGGCAGCGAGGACUCCUCCCCGCCCUCCACGUCAGACUGGGAGGGGGCGCGCAGAGCCACGGGCCUGUAGUAGUUGUAGACGUGCGGCAAACACCACAACGGCACGAAGAAACGAGAGCCGAACCGACGCUGCGCGAAGAUUAGCGCCACCUGGGAGCCCUGCCAAGUCAAACACAACACAUCCAUGGACAGGCCGUUCCUCCCCGCGUCUCGUCUGUGUGUGUGGAGUCUUCCCUACUUGCAGCAAGACGAUGGUGGCACAGACGUAGAGGCUGGGUGCGCCAGGGAUGGUGGGGUACAUGUCGCCGUUGAAGAUGGAGGCGGGGCAGCCCCACACGUACAGCGGCAGGAACAGCCGACACGCACUCAUACCAAGCACAAAGGUCGGGUGAAGCGAAUACCUACACACAACACACACAGGGAGAGAGAUAUCUAUAUCCCUCAACAAACACACCACACCGCUCUCUGUGUCUGCCCGUCCCGUGUGUGUGUUUGCCCGCCCACAUGCAGACCUGUGGCCGCCAUAGAUGUCCCAGACGAUCUGGGGCAGCCAGAAGGUGUACAUGAGCACGACAAGGAAGGGCAGGAAGUCCAGGAGUUGAUAAAGCACAAACAGCCCCAGCAGCAAGGCACCGUAGAACCGCGUGUAGAGGAACGACAGCUCCGACCUGAUCACCUCCCAGCCCUGGUUGAACCGCUCCUGACGCCGCGCACGCCAGAUCGUCAGCAGGUACCGCACUUCGAACAGCGAAAACAGCACAAACUGAUUGAUGCCAAAACACACACACAGCGGGAGGGACAGUGGGGGUGGACGUCAUUGUGUUUGGAUGGUGACGCACCGCAGCUUACCUUGAAGAGGGCGAUGACGGCAAAGCUGUUGAACAUGUACUGUGAGGUGAGGCCGACACCGAGAUGGAGGAGGGCAUCGUAGCCGUCAAGGAACGCCUGGAGGCCGAUGCCGAUCAGCGACACCUUGCUGGCGCUGCUGCCCGUCUCGGUGUGAGCCAUCUGAGCCAAAAAGAAACGAAUCUGACAGACCCGAUAGCGCAUACACAGAAACAAAGAGACAGACACUUAAUCCCGCAGUGUGAAGUACAGACAGACCCUCAGAUAUAUCUGCUGACUGCCCGCACCUGACCUGCAGGGCGGCGACAAAGCUGACAAUGACCGAGUAGGUCAUGAUCUUGCCGUUCAGCUUCACCAGGUUGAUCUCCGACACAAAGAACCGCAUCACGAACUCACAGUCAGGCGACACCAGUUCACCCACGCCGUCGAAGUCAGCACCCACAGCAAGCCGACCGGUCAGGGAGCUCGCCCCCUCGCCCCCGCCGAGGCCAAAGGACGCCAGGCCGAGCAAUCGAGACCACCAGGACGCAUGAGUCGGCUGUGUGCCGUUGGGCGAGGCCGGCUUGUCAUCGUCUUCUUGGUGCAGUGGGAGAGAGGGGGCGGGAGGAGGGUCAAGGCGGGUGGAGGUGGACCACCUCACGACGGUGUCGUCCUCCUGGAGAUUCAGGUUCCUCAGUCUGAACGGGCCGAGUCCGCCAACCUCCCCGAGCUGAGGGAUCUUGGACACCGACUUGCCCUCGUCCACAAAGAGGUUGAAUGUCCCGUCAACGCUGCACACGCCCCUCCCGUCCCGACGCUUCCUCCCCGCGUCGUCACCACUCGGCCUCUCCACCAGGUUGAACCGCUCAGGCUGCGUGCGCCCAUGCACCACCAGGGCCCGGCCCGCCUGGAAGUUCAGCCCGCUGAGGAGGAUCUCCUGCGCGCCGCCGUGUGUGUCCAUGAACCACAGCCGCAUGUCUGACUGCUUGAUGUUCUGCAGGUGGGUCGUGACGACGCUCAGCUGCGCGCGGAUCGAGUUCUCCACCAGAUCGAGGCCGGCCUGCGGGGCCGACAGCUGGUACAUGCCCUUGAAGGACAUCGUGUAGGAGCCGCCGGUGUCCACUGACCGCUCCGAUCGGCCCACUGUGGCUGGGUCGCGGUCCCACGAGUAGCCCUGCCCACCGCCUGUCGCCCCUUCACCACCAUCGUGAUUGGCAUUCCCGUUGUCCAUGCCGUACAUAAAGUCCGUCAGAAUCAGAAAGAGAAUGAAGGCCGCCACACACUGGACGCACGACGCCUGCCGCUGCCGUUGCGGGUCGUCGUCCGAGCCCAUCCUCGCGAGGCCAGGCACAGGCCCCGGCAACACGCCGCCUCCUUGUUGAGGGGCUAUGGCAUUGUUGCCAACAGGGUUGUCUGGGGGAGCCGGGGGAGGGGCUGGGGCAGCUGGGGCGGCUGCAGGGGCAGUGCCGGAGGGCUGGCUCGCCUCUGAUUGACCCGCACUUGCCUCAUCCUGGUCAGCAGCAUCCUCCGCCCCUGCAGCAGCACUGGCGCUGGUCGGUUCUUCAUCAUGAUCGAGCCGCGCUGAGCUGUCCGACACUCUGGUCCAUGGCGGCCACAGAGGCACCCGCGCGUAUCUGCCGCUUCGCCCGGUGAAGAAGCCUCUGCGUGGUUGCUCGACAGAAUGACCAGCUGACUCCCCUUCUUGGCGUGGCGUGCUGCCAUCGCUGCUCUGCCGGUCCAUCGGAGAGGCCGACUGCUCGAGGGAAACGUGCGCGUUUCGAG